CGCCGAUUGAACACUCAUGAAUAUGAGUGUUUUUUUUUUCAGAAUGGAAUGAUCACAGAUCCAGCAUUAUGCGAUGAAGUCCUUGUUGUACUCGGACUCAUAAUCGGAACUGCUUCAGUUAUUUCACUUGCCCUUUUAACAACAUUCUACUUCGUAAAACUAUAUCCAAAAGGUCGUAUCUAUGCGCGAUUAUCGUUCAUUCUUCAGUAUCAACCUCGUGUUGUCGAUGACACUCUAGGCAUAUUGUAUAUCAGUGGAAUGUUUCUAUUUUUCUUGAUGUUCACAUAUUUUACGGAUCAAAAUUUCGGUGCUUUCAACUGUACAAUUGUGGCCGCCAUUACAUAUACACUCUUCCUAACGUAGUGUAUCAUCAUGACAACGUUCCAGUCAUUGAAAGUUCUAUCAACAUUCAAUCCAUCCAAAUAUCUGGAAUCGUUUCUUAGAAAAGCGUCGAACAUUUUUGUUGCUCUCGCAAUUGGAAUCGGUGUACCAGUGAUAAUAUGCAUCGUGGUUGCAGUAAUGAAUGUAGAUUUCUUUCGAAGAGAUGAUAGAUUGUGCGUUAGUCUGCUUAUUUCUACUCGAUUAUUACUGUUAAUAUUAUCAUCAUUGUUAAGAUCAGCAUUGGUGCAAGCAUCAGCAAAUGACUUCAUCACUUUAAGUUGUUGGAUUCGACCGGAUUAUAUUUUCUUGGCUGUUGUUUUUCCUUUGAGUCUUGUGUUUGUCAAUGGAGUUAUCUGCUUCACAAUGAUCUCGAACAGACUCUUCCCUCUAAUCUGCUUCAAAAAAGGCCUCGCCAAACAGAUCUUUCAAUAUUGCACGUUAUUCGUACCGCACGUAACGGCGUUUCAUUAUUUGUUCAAUUUGGUGAAUGGUUCACAAGGUAUCAUAUUGAUGUUGAUAUAUAUGUUUCGUAUCGUUCACGCACAUCACUUAAGACGUUCAAUUCAAGACAGUCGUCGUUUGUACGCUCAGAACGAUGCUGAUCAACUGCAGCAACAGCAACAAGAGUCAUUCACUGAUAAUUUUAUGUAA
This is a messenger RNA of Anisakis simplex (herring worm), 1032 nucleotides long. The record is from the annotation of a GenBank genome assembly. NCBI's taxonomy places the organism in Eukaryota, Metazoa, Nematoda, Chromadorea, Rhabditida, Anisakidae.